Molecule: messenger RNA, 873 nt
Organism: Hyphopichia burtonii NRRL Y-1933
Lineage: Eukaryota; Fungi; Ascomycota; Pichiomycetes; Serinales; Debaryomycetaceae
Product: U2-type spliceosomal complex subunit
Exons: 2
Coding region: 1-873 (290 amino acids)
Biological process (GO): spliceosomal complex disassembly
Cellular component (GO): spliceosomal complex
Molecular function (GO): RNA binding
Source: RefSeq, a predicted model, not a curated record
AUGAUUAUUGGGUCGGUAGAGAUAGAUGAUGGCGUUGAGUUCUACGAGUUUCUAGAGGUGGAGCGAGGGGCCAGUUUAGAACAGAUCAAAAGACAGUACCGUCGGAAAGCGCUCCAGUACCAUCCGGAUAAGAAUCCGAGUGAAGAAGCCAAAAGGAAGUUCAACCAGCUUUCGAUAAUAUACGAGAUUCUCAGUAAUGAAGAGCUACGGAAACGGUACGACGAAUGGAGGUUUCAGGAAGAGGCGCCGAUAACAAGCGGCGACGGUAAACGAAACCAAUUUCAAGAAGAAUUGAAGAAACGGGAGCGAGUCCACCGGGAUUCGACAAGAGUGUACGACGAAGUCAAUAAAGAAUACGUUAACAAGAACGUAUUCAACAAUAAGGUUGAAUUGUUGAGAGAAGAAGGAAUCAGAUUGCGCCGAUUGGAAGAAGGAACCAAAGCAAGGAAGAACCAUCUUAGCUAUAAGGAGAUGAGGAUUCCGCGAUACCAUUACGUGAAGAGCGGACCCCUUAGCCAUGGGGCCCGAGUCACCUGGAAACAUAAACCCGAGUUGAAAGGACAGUUUAAUGAAGAAGUACUUGGAGAAAUCAUGGGCCAAUUUGGCAAGGUGACAAGUGCGCAGAUUAUUGAUGAUAGCGGGCAAAAUCGCUACGAUUCAGGAGUGGUUGAAUUCGAAGAGUUCAAUAGCUAUCAAACAGCGAUAAACCACGAUUAUCAAAGCGCCAAACUCUGGGACGGAACCCCAGUUCGAAAACUCGCCAGUUUACUUCGAGGCUGUAGACCAACGCGGAUAGCAUUCAACGAACCAUCGUCGGGGAUCCUAGGAGAGUAUUUAGAUUCGAUGGUUGCAAAACAACUUAAUAAUCUCUAA